UUAGGGUUCGCGUUAAGACUGGCCCAACCCGCCCAUCGGAGAGAGAGAGAGAGCGAAGGCAGGGAUGGCGAAGAGCGGGCUGGGGUGCGAGCCGGCGGUGGGGUCGCUGACGGCGGCGAGGAAGAGGGAGUACAAGGUCAGCAACCGCGUGCACGAGGGGAAGCGGCCCCUCUAUGCCAUCGCCUUCAACUUCAUCGACGCUCGCUACUACGACGUCUUCGCCACCGUCGGCGGCAAUCGAGUGACCGUGUAUCGAUGCCUUGAAGGAGGUCUCGUUGCGGUCUUGCAAGCAUACGUUGAUGAAGAUAAGGACGAGUCUUUCUAUACUUUGAGUUGGGCAUGUGAUACCGAUGGGACUCCUUUUUUGGUUGCUGGUGGAAGCAACGGAAUCAUUCGUGUCAUCAAUGCUGGCACCGAGAAGAUACACAAGAGUUUUGUUGGCCAUGGAGAUUCGGUUAAUGAAGUAAGGACUCAAGCACUGAAACCUUCUCUUGUGGUUUCUGCCAGCAAGGACGAAUCAGUUCGGUUGUGGAAUUUACAUACAGGAAUUUGUAUAUUGAUAUUUGCCGGAGCAGGUGGCCACAGGAAUGAAGUGUUGAGUGUUGACUUCCAUCCAUCCGAUAUCUACCGGAUAGCAAGUUGUGGUAUGGAUAAUACUGUCAAGAUCUGGUCCAUGAAAGAGUUUUGGACGUAUGUUGAGAAAUCAUUCACAUGGACAGAUUUACCAUCAAAAUUUCCUACAAAAUAUGUGCAGUUUCCUGUGUUUAUAGCCUCAGUCCACUCUAACUACGUCGACUGUACUAGGUGGCUUGGUGAUUUUGUCUUGUCGAAGAGUGUUGAUAAUGAGAUUGUCUUGUGGGAGCCAAAGACCAAGGAACAAAAUCCUGGAGAGGGUGCUGUUGACAUUCUUCAAAAAUAUCCAGUUCCUGAAUGUGAUAUCUGGUUCAUCAAAUUUUCAUGUGAUUUUCACUACAAUGCUGCAGCAAUUGGGAAUAGGGAAGGGAAGAUUUUUAUUUGGGAGCUUCAGUCCAGCCCACCUGUUCUCAUUGCAAGGCUAUCUCACGCUCAAUGCAAGUCUCCAAUAAGACAGACAGCGAUGUCCUUUGAUGGAAGCACCAUACUUACCUGUUGUGAGGAUGGCUCGAUAUGGCGCUGGGACACAGUCUCAUAAAGACACAAAGUGCUUACGGCUCCUCAACCGUAAUUUAAGUCUUGCUCGUCGAUCGUGAAGUUUGCUGGUAGCCUUGCUAGCACGGAUGAGUGGACAAGCGCCCGUUGCGUCUACCCUGGAUGUAUCCAACAUUGUAGAAGUAUAUUACGGAUUCCACAUCUUGAUUCUUCUGCAUUAUAGCGUAGUCUCCAAUGUAUUAUAUUUGCAGUCUUUUGGGCUCCUCCCAUUUUGUGUUGCAAAAGAAUUAGUAUAUGGAAUGCUCAAUGAGACUCGUGAAAGAUUUUAGAUGGUUCCUCUAAAUCUAUAUCAAUGGAUGUUGAAUGUAUCCACAUAUAUGAAGGAUUGAUAAUAUCUUCUUUUUA
Musa acuminata AAA Group (dessert banana) is the source of this 1533-nucleotide messenger RNA. Its product is annotated as polycomb group protein FIE1-like. The record is from RefSeq and is a predicted model, not a curated record. Gene Ontology annotation, biological process: negative regulation of transcription by RNA polymerase II; heterochromatin formation. The transcript has 14 exons. The coding region runs from base 65 to 1171 and encodes 368 amino acids. Gene Ontology annotation, molecular function: nucleosome binding; protein binding. NCBI's taxonomy places the organism in Eukaryota, Viridiplantae, Streptophyta, Magnoliopsida, Zingiberales, Musaceae. Gene Ontology annotation, cellular component: ESC/E(Z) complex.